This is a messenger RNA of Ipomoea nil (Japanese morning glory), 2343 nucleotides long. RefSeq lists its product as uncharacterized. The transcript has a single exon. The record is from RefSeq and is a predicted model, not a curated record. The coding region runs from base 1 to 2343 and encodes 780 amino acids. NCBI's taxonomy places the organism in Eukaryota, Viridiplantae, Streptophyta, Magnoliopsida, Solanales, Convolvulaceae.
AUGCCUCGCCAUCAACAACUGUCCCAGAGGCCGGAAGACGGACAGGAAAAUCGACGGGCAGAGAGCCAGCCAGUACGAUCAGUCCACUCAAGGCUGGGUCCGAAUGCUGGGCGGCAGCCUGCACGAGAACAACUAGGAGAAAGGGAGCCCAGCCGCGCACCAGCAGGACCCCGAGAUCGGGAAACCGGUCGAGAAAGAGCUCGCACCAGAAGAACUAAGACUCGGACACGUCGGACCGAGCGAGUAACGCGUAACGAUGACCGACCGGCCCAAUCUGAGGUCGGCGAAAGUACGGAGUCCACAGGAAACCACACUCACAAUGAAGGCGACGUGGCCCAAUUGGACCGGGAGGUACGAGAUCUGAAAGAACAAAUGGGGGGAAAGACCAAAUCCCCCGGGCAGGCGUUGCUCACCGCUUUGCCAUUCUCUUCCAAGAUCAUGUCCUACAAAAUACCCAGCGACUUCAAAUUUUCGGAACAAGCCACCUUCGACGGAUCUGGAGACCCACGCGAGCAUCUGCUUAGCUAUCAGGCCAAAAUGCAGGUCUUGGGAGUGCGAGACCCGGUGAUGUGUCGCGCCUUCUUGCCCACGCUGAAAGGCUCGGCACAAAGGUGGUUAGUGGCGCUGCCUCCUAAGUCAAUUCACAGUUUCGAGGAGUUAGCCAACCGUUUCAUGAGCCAUUAUGCGGCCAACAUCAAGCAUCAGAAGGAUCUGACCCACCUGGGAGAUGUCCACCAAGAGGAAGGCGAGUCCCUGAAAGCCUACUUGGUCCGCUGGCAAAAGGAGAUCCAGUCUAUCGAGGAGGUCGAAGAUCAGACCGCACUCACUUUUUUCAUCGAAUCUUUACGAUCCGGGCAGUUGUAUCGGGAUCUGCAGGAUAACCGCCCGACUACUUACGUGGAAGCCAUACACAUAGCCAAUAAAAGGGCUAACACGGAGCAGGUCAUGAAGCAUAAGCGACAACGUGAAAUCGGAGGAUCCACCGGCGGAAAGAGGACCCGCGCGGAAACCAAGGAAAAGCGCCCGGAAGGGGCUCGGCGACUUGAGGUUAGACGUCCCUAUGACAAGCCUAUGAUCCAUCCCUACAGAGCAGUUCCUCAGCACCCGGUGCACGAGGUUCAAGCGGUCGCUCCGCCUCCGCCCCUGCCGAUCGACGAGCGUAUGGCAGGUGAAGAGACAGGUAAGAACUCUAAAUACUGCCGCUAUCAUAAGUCUUACACCCAUAGUACGGAAGAGUGCUUCUAUUUGAAAAAGGUCAUGGAGGGAAUUAUCCAGCAAGGGACCCCGCCUCCUAAUCAGUGGAGGCGAAGGUCAAUAGCACGAGAGGACGAUGAUCCCGCGGUCGCCGCCGAGAAUAGCCGCGGAAAGCGGUCGGCCACAGAGGAGGACGAGGCCCAGUGGCGUCAGAAGCCAGUUAUUAACAUGAUAGUCGGCGGACCAGAGGGCGGCGACUCGGCAAAUACCAGAAAGGUCUGGGCUCGACAACUAUACGUCGGAACAGUAUAUGGGCGAGAAGAAAGCUCGAAGAAAGUGUGCCGAGAACCGAUCACAUUUACUGACAAAGAUUUGCCCACGGGAGAGACACCGCAUCGAGAUGCGCUGGUCAUAGCGAUGGACGUAAACGGAGUGGUCGUUCGGCGAAUCUUGGUCGACACCGGAAGUAGCGUCAACGUACUAUACCUCGAGACUUUCACAAAGAUGGGGUUGACUCGAGAACAGCUGAAUCCGGUCAAAACACCGCUCGCCGGUUUCACGGGAGACUCGGUGGAGGCAGAGGGGUCCAUCACCCUGCCAGUGGAAGUCGGCAGCUAUCCCGACGUGCAGCAGCUCAGCAUGAAAUUCAUCGUGGUAAACAUAGUUUGCUCACACAAUGCUAUACUCGGCCGACCAGGCCUGGAGGACUUGGGAGCAUUGAUUUCCAUCGAGCAUCUUUGCUUGAAAUUUCGCACGCCAAACGGGAUAGGAACGGUGCGUUGUGAUAGAAGAGUCGCCCGCGACUGCUACCUACAAGCCUAUAGGGGGAUCGGCAAACGAGGAAUGCAAGUCCACGAAAUCACGGAAAAGCCCCCAAAGAAAGCAAUGAUACCCCGCCCGGAACCGGCCGUGGAAUUGGAAGAAAUCGAAAUCGACCCUGAACGGCCGGACAGACGGGUCAGAAUUGGUGUCGGCCUCCCCGAGGAAACUCGGGAGGAAAUUAUCCAAGUACUCCGAAAGCAUCGACUGGUCUUUGCUUGGGGGGCCGGAGGAUAUGCCAGGCGUCAACAAGUCCAUCAUCGCCCACCAACUCGCCGUGGAUCCGGACCAUCGGUCGGUCGUACAGAAAAAGCGGUAUCUCGCCAAUGA